AAUUGUGAUCAUGCAAGAAAAAAUAACGCUGAAAAAGGCGUUUGCCACAGUGAAGUUAAGCUUGUUUGUUAUAUGGUUUUGGCCGCUACCGUUAAACACUAGUAAGCGCAAAAUGCUGUGCAUGAAGCUGUAUCAGUAUGUCUGUAUAUUACUUACUACCACCGUAUUAAUGUCAAUGAUAUAUGCCGUUGUGAAGAAUUUCAAUGAUCUCGAUCUUUUCAUAAAAUCAUCAUUGGGUUUGUUUCCUUGUAGUCAUGUCAUUAGCAACAUUCUGUGUCAUCUAACUACUUACAAGCGAUUACAAUACGUUACUGUCGAAAUGGAGAAAUUUUAUACGUUGAUCAAGCCUCGCGAGGAAAUGAUUGUUCAGCGGGAGUAUCUUGAUAAAUGUUCCAAGUUCUAUGGUUUCUGCAUAGGUUUGUUUUACAUGAGUCUCGUAGGCCUCUUCGUGGGGCCUAUCGUGCUAGACGAGCCGCUUCCAGCACCAGCUGAAUUUCCAUUUGACGCGUCUCAGCAACCGCUGAGAGCUAUCACUUAUAUGCACCAGAUCGUGGUUGGAAUGUACAUAGCGUCGCAUUUGUGUGUAAACGCUUUCAUGGCGCUUUUGCUCUGGUUGGUAUCAGCGAGAUUUAAACUGCUGACUGAAGAGCUGCGGACAAUCACGAAUAUCUAUGAUUUUGCGAAGUGCAUUGAAAAGCAUCAACAAUUACUCAAAUAUGCAGGAGAGGUAUCUCUCACCGUUCGCCCUUUUGCAUUAGUAACGAUAUUUUUCAGUACUGUAUCGUUAAUAGUAUUUGGCCUUAUUUUUAUUGCUGACGUAUCAUCAUCCUUGAAGAUACAAUGUGUUCUUUUAUCAACCAGUGCAUUAAUAGAGGUAUUUAUGUAUGCAUGGCCAGCAGAACAUUUGAUUCAUAUAAGUACUAAUAUAGGACAAACAGCUUUUGAAAUAAAUUGGUAUGAUGAAUCAGAAUAUUUUCGGAAGAACAUACAAAUAAUCAUAUUGAGAAGUCAAAAGCCGAUACUUGUUGUAUUACCAUGCGGUUUGCCCUCGUUGUCUUUACGUUAUUAUGCAUCGUAUCUCUCAACCAUAUUCUCCUACUUCACUACAAUGCGAAUAAUGUUCGAAGAGGAAUCUGGAAUAUAUAUAUAUAUAUAUAUUGCAAUACAAACACAUGUUCUAAUUAUGCGAUCAAAGUUGACGUUAAAGAAAGUCAUCUCCAUCAUAAAAUUAAGUUUGUUCAUAACUUGGUGUUGGCCUCUACCAAAAGAUACAAUUAAAUUAAAAGUUAUUUGUGCAGAAACGUAUCAGUACUUUUGUCUAAUUGUUACCUUUGGCGUAGCCGCAGGUUUGAUAAAUGCGGUGCGAAACCAUUUCGAUGAUCCCGUCAUUAUGGCAAAAUCGAUAGGCGUUCUGUGCCCUGCCAUACAAGUCAUUUUCAAUAUUGUGUUCUGUAAAGUUUAUUCUUAUCGUCUACAACUAGUUACUUUCGAAAUGGAAAAUUUCUGUGAACUACUUGAGCCUCGCGAGGAAACAGUCGUACAACGAUAUAUUAAUAAAUGCGUCUAUUUUUAUGGUGGAGCCAUGUUUUGGAUUUACUUGAGCGCCGUUUUCAUUUUAUCUGGGCCGCUUACGCUAGACCAACCGUUCCCGACAAACGCCGAGUAUCCGUUCAAUGUUUAUCGUCAACCUCUAAAAUCUAUUAUCUUUAUACAGCAAGCUAUCGCUUGCAUGCAAGGUGCUGCUCAGCUAUGUAUGAGUAUCUUUAUAGCGCUCUUAAUAUGGUUUACGACGGCAAGAUUUGAAAUACUAAUUGAGAAGCUGCAAGAGAUCACAAACAUCUAUGAAUUAAAAAAAUGCAUUCAAGAACAUCAGAAUCUGUUGAAAUAUGCGGAACAAGUGGUCUUUUUGGUUCGCCCUUUCGCAUUAUCAACAGUAUGGUUGAGUACUAUCGCAUUAAUAAUAGUGGGCCUCAUUUUAUUAACCGAUCAGCCAUUGUCAAUAAAAAUCCAAUGCGUUGGUAUAAUUUUUAGUGGAAUGUCAGUAGUGUUCAUGUAUACAUGGCCAGCAGAACAUUUGAUUCAAAUAAGUGAUGAGAUUGGACAGACGGCUUUUGACACGGAAUGGUACCAACAACCAGUCGCUCUACGAAAGGAUCUACACAUAAUUAUGUUAAGGGCUCAAAAACCGAUAGUUAUUUCAGUGCCAUGUGUGAUGCCCACACUAUCUUUAAAAUAUUAUGCAACGUAUUUGUCGACGAUAUUUUCCUACUUCACGACGCUACGAGUAGCCAUGCAAAAAGUCUGAGAUGGACAGAGUGGGCAAAAACAUUCCGCUAAUAAAAUUGGAAAUGGGCAAGCAAUUAAUAGCUAAAAAUCAAUAUUUGUUUCAUUAUCACACCAAUUAUAAUCAAAUCACAUGGUAUAGAUGACACAAUAAAUUCAAAGAUUGCUUCAAUUUUAUAUAAUAA
Molecule: messenger RNA, 2468 nt
Organism: Solenopsis invicta (red fire ant)
Lineage: Eukaryota; Metazoa; Arthropoda; Insecta; Hymenoptera; Formicidae
Exons: 12
Coding region: 11-2305 (764 amino acids)
Biological process (GO): detection of chemical stimulus involved in sensory perception of smell; sensory perception of smell
Cellular component (GO): plasma membrane
Molecular function (GO): odorant binding; olfactory receptor activity
Source: RefSeq, a predicted model, not a curated record